AAGCUCAAAUCACUAUUCACUACUGUUGAGUUGAGAAUGGAGGAGGAGGAGGAACAAAUCUCUGGUUCUAUCAACAACAACUUCUCUGACCAAUCCAACUAUAAUUCUAGCCAUGAUACAAACCCCAAUAAUUAUUAUUAUGAUGAUGAAGAAGAAUCAUCAUCAUCGAGCCAUAAUCAUCAAUCCAAACGAAGCAAACACGCACCAAUCUUAGAAGAAGAAGAAGAUCGAAUCAGCGCCUUCUCUGACUCGAUCCUUCUCAGCAUCCUCUCCUUCUUGCCCAUUAACGACGCUAUCAAAACGGGCGUUUUAUCCAAAAGAUGGGCCUCUCUUUGGACCUCCCUUCCCUCUCUCAGUUUCGACUCCGGUUCCUUCGAAUCCUUCGAAGAUUUCACCAAAGCCGUGGAUGAUACCCUGCUCCUACACACGGCUCACAAACUCACAAACUUCGAUAUUCAAUUCGAGGACGAUUACGACACAGUACUAAAUCCUCGCCUCGAUCUUUGGGUUCGGUUCGCCACAAAUGCCAAAGUAGAAAAACUUAGUCUACACUUGUGGAGACCUGAUCGUUUCGAUCUUGACAGAUCCCAAUUGCCUCAGCAUCUCUACGCCAACAAGUUUGUUUCUGAAUUCAAUUUUAGUUGCUGCAAAAUUUUACCUAAGGCGUUACCACAUUGGAGUUCACUCAAGCGCUUGUGUAUUUGGAACUCGGCCUUGUGUGAGGAUGUGAUAAGGAAAGUGUUAAUGGGUAGUCCUAGACUUGAAUCCUUGGAAUUGCAUCAGUUUUGGGGGUUUACUCGGUUGGAUAUAGUGUCCGAGAGUUUGAGAAAAUUGGUGAUAGAUAGCUAUGUGCAACAUAUGUUUGAAAGUGAGGAGCGUAAGUUGGAACUGGAAAUUGUGGCUCCAAAGAUUGAGUGUUUAGAGAUUUUGGGGUUUUUUUAUAUGAAUAGGUGUCGGAUAAAGGAUGUGUCGGCAUUGGUUGAGGCUAAGCUUGAUUUCGACAUGCGGAUGAUGGAGGGGGAGGAGGAUGAUGGUUUGGAGGAGUUCCAAGACAUUGUGAGAGACAUUCUUGAGAGUGUGCAUCAUGUCAAGAAGCUCACUGUUGGCAGUUCUUGUCUCAUGGCUCUAUCUAUAAUGACGGUGAAACAUCUGCCUUCUCCAUCGUCAAAGUGCAAAUGUUUAACGAUAGCAAGCAUGGGGGAAUGGGAUUUUCCCAAAAUUUUAAGCCUACUUCAAAGUUCACCUUAUGUGGAGACAUUGGUUUUAGACAUCACAUCCUGGGGCUACAUGUGGCCAGCGCGUGUAAGACAACACUCUGAUGUAGACUAUGUAGUGAAGAAAUUAAAGGAGAUCUAUUUCUAUUUCAAGUCUUUGCUACUACACCUCAAGUCUGUCAAGAUUUUAUGUUCUGCAAAAACCUUCCAGAAAAAGGAAUUCAUUUUAGUGGUAAAAUUUCUACUUGAGAAUGCAAAGGUGUUGAAGAAGAUGGUUAUCACUAAACCAUGGGCUAUGCAAAAUCCAACACGUAAUAUGCUGCAGGAAUCUCUGCGAGUGGCACAAAAGUUGUUAAGCUUUCCUAGAGCCUCUCCUAAUGCAGUGGUUAUGUUCCCAUAUCAGUAAAAUCAUUUUAAAUUGUUCAAUCAUCUUAAAUGAUCAAUUCUCAUAAAUACAUUGUAGUUGUGCAUAUUAGUAUGGUUCAAUGAACUAAAAUAUUGCUAUGAUUCCGAUUUCAAGUAGUAAUGUUUCUUUGGGAUGUCAA
Quercus robur (English oak) is the source of this 1759-nucleotide messenger RNA. RefSeq names its product putative F-box protein At1g49610. NCBI's taxonomy places the organism in Eukaryota, Viridiplantae, Streptophyta, Magnoliopsida, Fagales, Fagaceae. The transcript has 3 exons. The coding region runs from base 37 to 1620 and encodes 527 amino acids. The record is from RefSeq and is a predicted model, not a curated record. Gene Ontology annotation, molecular function: protein binding.